GCGGUGUGUGCCCCAUGUUGAAGUUGCGCAGCACGCUUGCAUCCUAACCAUGGAAGUGGACGAGACAUCGCUGAGUGAUGAGUACGAGGUGCUGCUGGCGGACGGCCCCACACACCUGCGGCCCGACGGCUCGCCCGACCUCAGCUACGAGAGCGAGCGGCUGAGGACGUUCAAGGGCGUGUGGCCGAACUCGGCGCCCGUCAGUCCCGAGCGACUCGCCAAGGCCGGCUUCUUCUACGCCGGCGACGGCGACGACCGCGUGCGCUGCUUCUGCUGCGGCGCCGAGCUCUGCGGCUGGCAGUAUGGCGAUUCGGCGGCGGGCAAGCACCUCCGCUUCGUGCCCAACUGCGACUUCAUCUCGGGCGCGGAGACGAGCAACGUGCCGCUGGUGCGCCGCAGCAGCACGCAGCUCUCCGACGCGCUCGGCUCGCCCGUCGCGCGCUCCGCGAGCCCGCUGCCGUCAUCCCUCAGCCCCCGCAGCCGCACCGUCGCUCCGCCGCGUGACGAGGCUGCGUCGCCGCCGUGGGGCUACGACGAGGUGAACACGCAGCGAGUGCAGCAGACGGGGGAGCAGCGUCGCGGCGACGCGGACGACGCGGCGCAGGGCUACGCCGCGGAGCAGGGCGGCACGAACUUCCAGCCGUGGUGCGGCGCGACGGCGGCGGCGGCAGCGGCGGCCGGCUGCCGCUGGAGCCCCGAGCUGCAGCAGUCGACGCCGUGCGAUCUGUCGUUCCUGCGCGGUCACAUCCGCAGCGGUAGCUGCGGCGUGCAGCUUCCUCCGCCGUCGUCGUCGAGCAGCUACGAGAACAUCGCGCCGACGACGAAGCCCGGCGCGGCGCCGACGGUGGCGCCCCCGCCGAACGUCGCCUCGCAGUCGAGACUCUCCGACGAGUUGCCGGUCGCCGCGCCGAUGCCCGUCGCUGCCGACGUGCGCCAGCAGGUGGCGCCGGCGCUCACCGACGCGGAGCGGCUGCUGCAAGAGAGCGAGCGUCUGCGGACGUUUGCGAGGUGGAGCGUGAGCUUCGUGAGACCGGAGCAGCUGGCGCGAGCCGGCUUCUACUACACGGGGUCAGGCGACCGCGUCAAGUGCAUCUUCUGCAGCGGCAGGCUGCAGGGCUGGGAGCGCAACGACGUGCCCAUAGAGGAGCACACAAAGCAUUUCCCGCACUGCCGAUUCGUGAGCGGCGCCAGCACGGGAAAUGUCGCGAUCGCCGGGGAGGGCAUGUCGCAGGUUCCGAACAGCUCACGGCCGCAGCGGGCGCCCUCUAGCGGUGUGCCCGUGGCGUACAGCGUCGAGGUGGUGCCGAGCGCGACGGAGCCCGGCUGGGAGGAGGUGAACGUCGUCGGCGUGACGGCGCGGCCGACGCACGUGGCCUACGCCACGCUCGCGUCGCGCUUGCAGAGCUACGAGACGUGGCCACACGAGACGCGUGAGCAGCAGCCGCAGCAGCUCGCCGAGGCUGGCUUCUUCUAUGCAGUCCCACUGUGUACACAUUCAACCUGGAUAAAAAGACCACUUAAAGAAGAAGUGGCCUUUGUGGCCUUUAUGGCGGUGCGGCGGCGGCUGGAGAACGGCGACAGGACAAUUUACCCGGAGCACCUGCUUGCCGCCAUCAUAGACUUUGAGGAGAAGCGUGGCGCGAUCCUGAUGAAGGAGCAGAGGCUGGGCGGUGUUGCGGCCGCGCCGGCGAACGCCACCGGUUGGGAUCCGAGCGAGUGCGCCCUGCCGCCUCUCGUUCCCAAGUGUCAGAAGCUUGAGCCUCUCAGUGUCAAGGAGGAGAAUCGCAUGCUGAAGGAGCAGCGGCUGUGCAAGAUCUGCAUGGACAGUGAGGUGAGCAUCACGUUCCUGCCGUGUGGACACCUCAUCGCGUGCGUGCAGUGCGCGCCAGCCCUCACUGCCUGUCCGAUGUGCCGCAAGCCGAUACGCACGUGCGUGCGCACCUACCUGUCUUAGUGAGAUGCUGGGCCACAUGCAGAGCUAGGCCGGCUCACCAGACUCCAGCACGGUGGAUGCAAUGGAUGUAGCCCUCAGCUAGUAUAUAUAGUAUUGCAU
This is a messenger RNA of Priapulus caudatus, 2053 nucleotides long. RefSeq names its product inhibitor of apoptosis protein-like. The transcript has 6 exons. The record is from RefSeq and is a predicted model, not a curated record. The coding region runs from base 50 to 1954 and encodes 634 amino acids. Gene Ontology annotation, cellular component: cytoplasm; nucleus. NCBI's taxonomy places the organism in Eukaryota, Metazoa, Priapulida, Priapulimorpha, Priapulimorphida, Priapulidae.